Messenger RNA from Callorhinchus milii (elephant shark), 7520 nucleotides. RefSeq names its product protein ZGRF1. The record is from RefSeq and is a predicted model, not a curated record. Gene Ontology annotation, molecular function: zinc ion binding; helicase activity. NCBI's taxonomy places the organism in Eukaryota, Metazoa, Chordata, Chondrichthyes, Chimaeriformes, Callorhinchidae. Bases 126 to 6074 code for a protein of 1982 amino acids. Gene Ontology annotation, cellular component: site of double-strand break; nucleus. Gene Ontology annotation, biological process: double-strand break repair. The transcript has 30 exons.
GCAGUGGGGCGGGGGGAGGGGCUGCAGACUGUGCAGCAGAGAGGGGACCAGAGCCACAGCGUCAAAGUCGUUUGUCCAAUGCAAUUGAACAAUGAGCUGAAGUGUAUAUUACGUGACCGAAAAAGAUGUACUGCCGAGAGUUUGUUGUGUUAUACACGCAUCAAAAAACAAAAAAGGCUAAGACAUGGCAUGAUGGGAUUUUGAAGAUCAGUUCUUCUGGAAGCAAGGCAACAUUGUUUGACGAGAAAGGACUCUGCCUGGAUUAUGUACAUGUCAAGCCUGAAGAGAUAAAAUCGGGAGAUGAUUUGGAAAGUGACCGAUAUUUGAUCACUGUAGAGGAGGAAAAAGCUCCCAAGAAUGAUCAGGCUGCUUGUCCUCACCAGAAGGAGGCCCCGAAGCUUGGUACCAUCAGUAAAAGGCCUGCAAUUCCCACUCGGUGUCACCUACCUGUGGGUCUGAAAAGGAAGUACACUGGUUUUCAGGGUCCUCGGGAAAUACAGUCACAAAAGAAAGUCACAGUAGAAGAAAAAGACAUAGUGGGUGUAGUGAUGAAGUCCCAAGAGCAUAGCCUUUCUCUUCCUCCUCAGUUUUAUGCUACCUCUCCCCUCUUUUCUACUUCAUACAUGAAGGAAAGGAUGACUUCAGUUUCUGGAGUUUCGGCACUUCCAUCUGUGAAAGACAGCACAGCUAAUUUAUCAAGGGAAGUUGCAUCCAUCUCGUCCUUACCCACUGCACCUUAUUCAAAUUCUAUUCAGAAAUCGAAUCCCAAGGAAGAAAUCCAUGCUUUUUAUUCAACGGCAGGCCCCAGGAUACCCCAGACAAGUUCCAUCAAAGGGCUAUGCCAAAAACUUCAGUUUACUGUAGCAAAUAGCCGCCCUGGAGCACAUCCCCAUCCUGAGGGAGUGCAGGAAAACAGAAGGAGCAAAGCACAGAUUUUAGCACUUAUUGACUUAAGUGCAUUGCCGAGUCCUGACGUUUUGGAAACCUUCAACACUAAGCAGCAGAAGUCUUUGCCUCGUGGCAGAAGCACCACGUGCACAGUAGAAAAUGCUACUAGCCAUCCGGGGGUAAGUUGUUUUGAUCGUUCUUGCAGUGUUAUUGAAAAUGAGAGUCCAAGAUUGGAAGAGACUCGAGAUGCAAUGGAAUCUCACGACUCCAGUGAUAGCUUAAUGAUGGAUUUAUCUGUGGACAUGGGUGGGUCGUAUUCUUACCAGAAUAGACCAGAAGUGGAACAUCAAUGUGAGGAAGACAACCUGUAUUCUAGUAAUGCAAUAGCAGGGGAAGAGUCUACAGAUCAGCAGAUUGAUGUCACUGCUGAUUCGAGGGAAACAUCAACAACUGAAGCAUCAGAAAAGCCUGUGAAAGCACCAUUUGUAGAGGUGUUUUCCGAUGCUGGUUUCUCAUUACCCUCGUCUGGUAAGAACGCUGAAGAAACCGUUGUACCAAAUGAACCAGACUCAGGAGGCAGUAAACCUUUUGCUGACAUAAGCUUUGACCUGCUGGAUGACUUUAUCCUGGAUGAAAUGAGAAGUACUGAUUUGUGCACAAACAAUGCUGAAAAGUUAUUGCAACCAACAUCCAACAGCUGCACCUCCUAUAAGAAACUUGGAAGGUAUACUUCAGCUGAAGAAAAGAAGUUUGGAAAUGAUUUAGAAGCUAGUUGGACUGAAGGUGAGGAAAUGGAAAUGAGAUUUCCUGUUGCUGCUGAGGAAGAGAACAUUUCUCAGCUAAUGCGGGAGGAAUGCUGUGACAACAUUAAACCAGGAGCUCUCCUAAAGACUGAAUCUUCAAUGGAAGCACAGCCUUCACCGAGUCGAGAAAUACCUGUUCUUGAAGCAGAGGAAAGCAGAACGAGUGCUGAUGUGUACCCUUCUCUACCCGAACAGGAAGGUAGCAUUUUGUUACUAAAAUCUUUAUCGGAACAUGUCACUGCAUUAGAAAGCUUGAAAAAAUUAACAGAGUCCAAACAUUUUGAAGACUCAGUAAUUAAGGGAGGCUCAACAUCAGCACUUCUGAUGCAGGAAGAGAUUCCUGGAGCUCUGAGCGUAUUUGAGUCUGACUGUCCUGUGCUUGCUGUGAAGAGUUUGCCUGCAGGUUAUAGCUGGGCUCCAGCUGAGGCGACAGGAAGUAGACAAAUACUGCAAGAACAUGUGGAUGACUAUUGGCCGGAAGCUAUUACAACAACCAACAGACUACUCAGACCUCCAAAGCUUUCAGAACCAAUUGUACCACCAAUUGGUGCUCCAAGUUUCCAUGAACAGAAUUUAGAAGCUAGUGAAGACAUCUGUCUCUGGGAUGAAGAUGAUCAUGAGCCCAUCUUAUCAUCAAAGAUCCCUGCCUGGUUGAGUUCACCUUCUGCUUCAGAAUCUGACUUUGGAUUGACGCAAUGGCCAUCAUGGGAUUCUCACAAGGUUAAUCUAUACGGACAGGUAAAUUCUCCGGUACAGCAGGUGCCUUCAGUGAUCCCGGCCAUGAGCAGCAUCAUCAGACAUUCUAGGGAUAAUCUGCUCAAUAACGUGGAGGAAGAACUUGAGUUUUCAGUGCCAAGCCACCGAUCCGUUACCAGUGGACCCCUCUUUGGAAAAGAAGAGUUGAAGGCCAGAGAACCUAGAAUCCGACCAGCUUUGAGACUAAGAUCUCCACUUGUUACUGUGCCAUUAGCCACUGGUGUUGACUGGCCUGCUCCUAGUUUUGUGGACAGUUUUUCAGAUGCAAAUUGCGCCGAUCAUCUUGAGCAGAGCUCAACUGUUUACUCACUGCACAGCAUACAAGGGUGUUCACGUGGCAUUGAUGCUUCCUAUAAUAAUACUGAUGUAUUGGUCCAAGAGCUUGAACAAUCAGUGAAUCCUCAAGUGACGUUUGAGAGUCAGGGUAGUAAAUGGCUGAAGUAUGAAAAUUCGGCACAGCCCAGUGGAGUGUCUCAAAGAGGUGAUGGCCUUGCUGAAGGAGAUCACAACUUUAGUGGAGAUGUUAUGUUUGAAAUGCCGACCUUUGAGGAAAGGAACAGAAAGUUUCUUGAGAUGCAGAAACAUUCAAGUGAUUCACUUUGUGCACAGCUGAUAAAAGAGAAACUGGUCAACCAACACGGAAUUUCAAGCAGAGUAAACUUAUCGGAAAGGACCACUUUGUUAAAUGCCAUACCUACAAAUAUGGGGCACGGUUUAUCAAACCAAUCAAAUAAUCUCAGCCCAAAAGGAUUGCAGAAUCUCUUGGUGUCAGAGUUGUCUUUUCCCAGAGCACAGGUUUUGCAAGGGACUAUGGUUCCUAAGAGACAAGUCACCAUUCCAGUCACCUUCCUCAGUCCUGCCCAUUACAGGCAGGUUUUCACCGCAGCGUUAACAGAACAUCUCAACAUUUUGCUAUAUGAAUUGUCUUUAAAACUUCACCGAGUACUGUCAAAUGUCGAUCUAACCCAGUAUUCUUCAGAAAAAUCAGGAGGCGCUGAUAUUAAGCAAAGCUUUAUCCCCCUUUGCCAACAUCAGCAGCCUGCAAAACUUGUCAUGGUUAAAAAGGAAGGUCCAAAUAAGGGUCGUUUGUUCUACACUUGUGAUGCCUCAAAGUCUGACCAGUGUAAGUUCUUCAAAUGGUUAGACAAUGUGAAGCCCAUUGACUCAAAGCAGGAAACUGGGCCUCAGUCAAAACUGAUGCUAGCUGAUGCAAAGAGCAUAUCUGCUUUCAUCAGAAGUCAGCAUAUACAUUUUUAUGGUGAAUGCCAGCUGCACGUAAGGAGAAGAACAUUUAAUUUUCACAAUAGGAAGUUUUGUCGUGGCAAAUUGAAGGAACUCAGAAAUGAUGAAGAUUUGGAAAACACCUGUCAACCAAAACUGUACCUUCGACUGAGCAGGAAAGAGAACUCCUCGGUCUACAGUAGAGAUGAUCUCUGGAUAGUAUCAAAAACCUUGGCAUUUGACCCGUUGGAUACCUUCAUCGCAUGUAGUGUUUUCUUUGGACCAUCUUCAGCCAAUGAAGUGGAGAUUUUACCAUUGAAAGGAUAUUCUCCAUCAAACUGGCCUUCAGACAUGAUCGUUCAUGCCUUGUUCGUUGGCAAUGCCAGCACUGAAUUUACAUCGCUGAGGAAUCUGCAGGAGCAUGUCAAUCCAGCCUCACUUCCUUUGAUGCCAUAUUUACUCAAAAUGUCUUAUACUGGUGAGGAGGCAGUGAACAGAUCUGCACGAGGAAGAUUUAAUUCUCCUGCCUUAAAAAGGCCAAUGCCACAGACGAGGCUGUUGUGCCCAGAGACAACCCUUGUGAUGGCCAUGGAGAUGAUGCAUGUGUUUCACCUGAAUCCAGAUCAGGCGGCUGCUUUGAGACAAAUCGCUAUAAUGAUGGCGAGCAGCAAGAGCCCACAGGAGUCUGUUCUGCCUAUCACAGUCAUACAUGGUGUGUAUGGAGCUGGGAAGAGCUACCUGUUGGCUGUUGUGGUUUUAUUUCUUAGUCAACUUUUUGAAGAAAGUGAAUGUGUGGAGGGUCCCAGGCAGGUCCCGUGGAAACUUCUCAUUUCUUCAUCCACCAACGUCGCUGUGGAUAGAGUGCUACUUGGGCUUCUGAAUUUAGGAUUUGAUCGAUUUAUCAGAGUUGGAAGUAUUCGUAAAAUAGCCAAACCCAUCUUGCCAUACAGUCUGCACGCAGGCAGUGAUAAUGAAGAAUUGCGAGAGCUGCAGGCACUUCUCAAAGAGGAUUUGACGCCCGUGGAGAAAGUGCACGUGAGAAAGAGCAUUGAGCAGCACAAACUGGGCAGGAACAAAGCAAUGCUCAGAGAGGUGCGAGUGGUAGGAGUAACCUGCGCUGCCUGUCCUUUCCAGUGUUUGAACAACCUGAGCUUUCCUAUGGUGGUGCUUGAUGAGUGCAGUCAGAUGACGGAGCCAUCUUCCCUUCUUCCUAUUGCCAGGUUUGGAUGUGAAAAACUGAUCCUUGUUGGAGAUCCUAAACAAUUGCAACCCACGAUCCAAGGCUCUGAUAGUGCUCACGAAGCUGGACUGGAACAAACCCUCUUUGACAGAAUGUGCUUGAUGGGACAUACGCCCAUCCUGCUUAGAACUCAAUACAGAUGUCAUCCUUCUAUAAGUGCGAUAACCAAUGAACUUUUCUAUGAUGGACUGCUUAUGGAUGGUGUUUCUGCUUCAGAUCGAACUCCUCUGCUGGAUUGGUUACCUACUCUGUGCUUUUACAGUGUUAAGGGACGUGAGCAGGUGGAACGAGAUAGUAGCUUUCACAAUUCUGAGGAAGCAGCAUUCACUGUGAAACUUAUCCAGUCCCUGAUAGCUAGUGGGAUUGAAGGAUCUAUGAUUGGGGUGAUAACACUGUACAAAUCUCAGAUGCAUAAGUUGUGUGCAUUACUCAACAAUUCUGCAGAUUGUGAGCCGGCUGAGAUGAAAGCUAUUCAGGUAUCAACAGUGGAUGCUUUUCAGGGAGCGGAGAAGGAGAUUAUUGUCUUGUCCUGUGUAAGGACACAUCAGGUUGGGUUUAUAGACUCCGAGAAGCGUAUGAACGUUGCACUUACUAGAGGGAAGAGACACUUGCAGAUAGUGGGCAACCUGAACUGCCUUAGGAGCAACAAACUAUGGGAAAGAGUUAUUCAUCACUGUGAAGUGAAAGAAAAUGGCUUGAAGCAUGCAUACCAAUGCGAGCAGGAGCUGGACAUGAUCUUAAAAUCCUAUGGUGACAAGAGGAUUGAUGAGAAGACCCGAAGAGGACAGAAAAAAUUGAAAUCUAGAAGCAAAUCUCGAGAGCACAUUGAAGAUGUUAAAAGCACAGAGAAUGCUGAAGAAAGUACAGCACCUGAGGUGCAGCAUCAUGGAUAUUGCCCAAUAACGGAGGUUGCUGCAGAGAGAGAAGAGCAGCCGGGCACUGGAAGUCCACAACAGGAAUUCUGUGCUGAAUGGCAGGACAAAAAGAGCUGGAACAAAGACCCCAGGACUGCUCCCUCACCUUGUAGUUGGUCUGAGAACAAAACAGUGCUUGAUAUUGAGACACAGGAUGGAAUAAUAGACAUUAAUCAAAUGGAGGAGCCAGAAGUUAUGGACGAAAUGUGGGAAAAUGAUGCAGAUGACUUGUUACCUCCUUUCCCACUAUAGAUAGCACUUUUAAAACAUUGUCUAUCCAGAUUGUAUUCUUUUUACAUAUUUCCUGAUGCAAUAAUAUAAUGGUAAUAAUAAAUAGUUGUAUUUAAUAUAUUUCAUUUUAAUGGCUACAUUAUAUAAAUUGAUAACUGCAGUCCCACUUUUGUCAAAAAAAAUGUUUAGUUAAAUCUUCUCAAAUAAUUGUAAGUGGUUCCCCAAGCUCCUCCAGCCCACCCCUUGUCUAUUGGCUCCGCACAGUGCUCUUAGUUGACUGAAUUGCAUAGCUGUCUGACUGCUACAGAUUCUACAGCAUAACCAGGUAGGUGUGAAGCACCGUGUCCGACCAUAUGUGUUUUGUGACAGUGUUGAUUAUUUUAUUUUUGAAAGAGGAGUAUGGUUUUUGGGGAAGUCAGAGUAAUAAUCAAGAGCUGUCACACAGGUCAAGGGCAGCAUAGGUCAGAUCCAGAGUAAGGCUUCCACUACUUUGCUGCAAAAGGUGAGACCGCUCUUAUUUUUCAUCCCAUUGUUUUGCAUUUUGUUUGAACCCAUGGUUGAAGAGGUGAAAAUACAAUCUACUUGCUACUGCUGUUUUAAUCAGUCAUGUGGCUCCCCAAUUACUACAGUCACCAAGAAUUGAUGAGCAAUUUUAUAUAUGGCAAUUGUUCACUUCAGAUUAUUACAUUUUGGAGAAAUAAUGAUCGUUUGCUUCCCUUCUUCUUCCCAGGUAAUGAAAACAAUAAAUGAAGCUGUUUAAAUCUCAUAGAAACAUUGUCUUAUCUGUCAAGGAAAUUGUAUUAACUUACUUUGUAAUAAACCUGAUUGAUGGAUCCUGACAACAAAUUAAAUUAUACAGCUGUGGUACCAAUGUUAUUGCCAAAUCAUAUGAAAUGUACAUAUAAAAAAUGUUAAAUGUGUUCUGAUAGCCAACUACUUUAAUUCAGUUGAUUUCUAAAAGUCAGCUUGUCUUGGUUGGUAGCAUUGUCAUCUUUAUGUCAGAAAGUCAUGGAUCGAAGCCCCACAUAAGGAGCUAACACUCCAGGCAAUACUAGAGAAGUGCUGCUUUUUCAGAACUGCUGUUCUUUGGAUGCUUGUUCAGGUGAACGUUAAAGAUCCCAUGAUACCAUUUUUUUUUAAAAAGUGUGUUGUCCUGGUCAAUUCUCAUAAAUUAGUCAUCAUUCACUUUAUGUCUGUUAGUAGACCCCUGUGUGCAAAUUGGUUGCUAUGAUUGCCUAUAAAUACACAGUCACUACACUUGACGGAAUUUGGCUGUGAAGCGCUUUGAGAUGAUUUGAUGUUAAAGGAGCCAUAUCAGAUGAAAGGAUUAUACUAAACAGAAAUACUUUUGUGUUGUAAAUGACUUCCAGUAAACAAGGUAAUAUACACCAUCUUUCAUUGCUACUUGAAAUGUAUGUACUUUGGAAAAAUAUGUAAGUGAUUCUUUUAAUAAAUUUAAUAUAUAUU